AUGUCUCCCAGCUGCUCCGAAGCACAGCCGAAGAGUAUACCACCACCUGUGCCUCGGGACACGCAGUCCGAGCACUUGGACAAUCUGGCCACUGAUUACCUUGAGAGAGAAAUUUUUCCUCUGCUGCUUCCAGCAUUAAAGGAUAUGCUGCAUGAAGCACGUAGAUGGGACUGCCUCUAUGUACAAAAAUGCCGUUUCAAUGGAAUUGAUUAUCUUGCUGAACUUCUAUGGAAUCGGAAUCGUCGUCAUCCUUAUAGGAGCAAACAGUGGAGAGAGAUCUUCAGCAUACCAUUUGUCAAAAGAUAUCUCAAAAAACACCCAAGACCAUAUUUUCCUUUAUCCUGGCUGUGGACACCAGAAGAAGCAGCACUUAGAAUACAGGCUCAAUUCCGUGGUUUUCUGGUGCGCAAGCAACCAGAAGUACAGGAGAUGAGACAGUUCUGGAAGGCACUGCAGGCAGAAAAAGAAGAGGAAAUGAGGCAAAGAAGGGAGGAACUACGACUUGAAGCUACAGAAGCUGCAGCAGUAGCAACUAAGGAGGUGUAUGAACAUAUUGAGACAGUCCAUCAACAAAUGGAAGAAGCACGUACCAUGAUACAUGAAUCUGCUGAUGCAGCAAUGAAAACUGAUUGA
Molecule: messenger RNA, 633 nt
Organism: Schistocerca cancellata (South American locust)
Lineage: Eukaryota; Metazoa; Arthropoda; Insecta; Orthoptera; Acrididae
Product: IQ domain-containing protein K-like
Exons: 5
Coding region: 1-633 (210 amino acids)
Molecular function (GO): protein binding
Source: RefSeq, a predicted model, not a curated record